ACAGGCGCCCGCGAUAAACACACUUACGAAGAGCUCAACAAAUCGCAUUCCCCCAUUCAUCCACGAGUACCCGUUUCCUAUUCUUACCCGAUUGAUUACCGCUAUAAUUGGCCUCUCGACACACGUACCUCUGUAGCGCGAGCUGCCGCCGGCGUUCACCAACCGUCGGACUGAUUCUCAGGUGUCCCGAAGCAACCCCCCCUUCGAGGUGGUCCCGCUAUGACAUAAAUAUCUCGUGCCAUCACUCUUGCAGUCGAUAAUAUGGCGGGUCGCGCGCCGCCGCAGGGCUAUAUCAGCUCGUACGCGCCACGAUUGCGCACCUACAAUAACUCCCUUCUCACUCCCGUCCUCCCCAAUACCGCCCCAUCGGGUCCCUUGGCACGAACGACCAAAAGAGGCACUACAAUCAUCAACUAUGCCGAGGAUGGCUAUGAUGACUACGACUACGAUGACGAUGAUACCCGCCGGCGUCCGACCGGUCUGCGGAGCUUACGACGGGAUGACAGUGUCUCCAAGGUCGACCCGAGCGAGAAGGUCGGGAAGGACACCUUUGAACCAGUCGAAGUACAAGGCAUCUGGCGCGACUGGAUGGUAAGAACACGCGGUCCAAAGUCGGACGCGCAAAAUUACGCCCAAGCCUGUCUUCCUCAGACUUUGAUCCCAAUUCGGAUCGACGUCGACGUCCCAUCAUUCAUUCCUGCUGCGCCUUUCCCGCUUGUGGCCCCCAAUGUGGACCCCAACAAUCCGGUAUAUAAACCACAGGAGAUGACGGUACCCUACCGAUUGAGGGACACCUUCCUAUGGAACCUCCACGAAACACUAAUGACGACAGAUGUGUUUGCGCAGACGCUAGUCCAAGACCUUGACCUUCCCAACCGCUCCGCCAUGAUCGCAGAAAUCAGCAAGCAGAUUCGGACCCAGUUGGAGGAAUAUGCGGGCGUCGCCCUCCAUCCACUCUUUCACGCCCAGAAUCAUCACAAUACUGCGCCGGGAGCAUCAAAGCCCGCGACCGGCCACGAGCCAGCGACACCGGCGCCGAACCACUUGUCCGUCAGCCGAGCAGAUACUCCUGUGGGCAAUGUCACAAUGCCAUCCACGCCGUCUAAGCUGGCUCCGACCACUCCGGCCACGGUUCGUACCGCCAAUGGCGACAUUACGGCGAGGGCCUCGCCAAUCCCGCCUGAUUCGGAUGACUUCAGUCCGGAUGACACAUACCGGUGCAUUAUUAAUUUGAACAUCAACCUCUCGUCUCAGGUCUAUACCGACAAGUUCGAGUGGUCGCUGCUACACCCUCCUGGAACCGCCGAAGCGUUCGCGAAACAGACGUGUGCAGACCUAGGCCUAGUUGGAGAGUGGGUACCCGCCAUGACCCACGCCAUCUACGAAGCAGUUCUCCGGCUGAAGAAGGAGGCCUGCGAGUCCGGGGGUUUGGUAUCGGGCUGGGCGCUCGGCGGCGUCUCGAGCGCUGCGGACUAUCCCAACGACGCUGCCCCGACAGCGGGCGGGGAAGGCGCCGGGUGGCGGUACGACCCAGAGCACCUCGCCGACGAGUGGGAGCCCAAGAUUGAGAUACUCUCGAAAGAAGAGAUCGAGAAGCGCGAGGGCGACCGGGAGCGGCAGAUACGACGGCUCCGACGUGAAACCGCGCGGUUUAGCAGCAAUACCGGUAUGGCCGGUGGCGUGCCGGCCGGCUUCGGCUUCGGCGGCCUGAUCGAGCAGGAGGAGGAGCGGAUGGGCCGGGGAGAGCGUAGCAAGAAGAAGAAGCGGUUCCGAAGCCUGUCCCCGCUCGGCCGGUCGGGGACGCCGGGCGGGCGUAUGACGCCGGACGUCGGCGGGGCGGCGGGCGGCUACGGCGGGGGAGGCACGCUCGCGGAGAACGAGCGGGCGACGUGGCGCUGCGCCCAUUGCAGGAUCUGGGGAACUAGUGUCUGGGCGGUCCGCGACGGGCCCCAUGGCCCAAGGUCUCUCUGUAACAAUUGCGGCUUCUUGUUCGAGCGCGAUCGGAAGCUCCCCCGGUGGGCCAAGAAUCUGCAUUUAAAUGAUAUGCGGCAAUUCUAGCGGAAUGAGCCCCCAAUACAGAGCAGAAAACUUCCCGAAUCACCUAUGCCGCGCUCUUCCUCCUCACCCCCCCUUUGAUUGUUUCUUGGCGUUAGGGUGAUGGUUUUCCAAGGAUGUCUGGGGCGCCUCGCCUUGUUGUUGCCCUCAAGGAAGGGAACUGGCGCACUUGAAGGGAGGUCACCAGUGGGU
Molecule: messenger RNA, 2247 nt
Organism: Phialemonium atrogriseum
Lineage: Eukaryota; Fungi; Ascomycota; Sordariomycetes; Cephalothecales; Cephalothecaceae
Product: putative snf5-domain-containing protein
Exons: 2
Coding region: 262-2058 (598 amino acids)
Biological process (GO): chromatin remodeling; positive regulation of pseudohyphal growth by positive regulation of transcription from RNA polymerase II promoter
Cellular component (GO): nucleus; RSC-type complex; nuclear chromosome
Molecular function (GO): transcription coregulator activity; zinc ion binding
Source: RefSeq, a predicted model, not a curated record